Molecule: messenger RNA, 902 nt
Organism: Magallana angulata
Lineage: Eukaryota; Metazoa; Mollusca; Bivalvia; Ostreida; Ostreidae
Product: multiple epidermal growth factor-like domains protein 10
Exons: 5
Coding region: 9-518 (169 amino acids)
Source: RefSeq, a predicted model, not a curated record
CACACACGAUGAUUCUGUUUUACUCAGCAUUGUUUUCUAUUUGCCUUGUUCCAGCAUAUUCUACAUUAUGUCCAGGACAAGAGAAAACAACAACGUGUUGUCUGGGAUAUGUUUGGAAUGAGACUCUUGGAAAAUGUUCAGCCUGUAGUGAUGGUUAUAUAGGAAAAAACUGUAGUACAAAGUGUCAUGGACUGUACUAUGGUCAAGGAUGUAAACUAAAAUGCGAUUGUACCAAAGAUCAAUGCAAUCAUAUAGCUGGAUGUUCAAAGUCUUCAUCAGAAGGCAUGAUGAGUGUACCUAUUUCACCAUCGAAAACGAUUCAAGUUUUAACCAUCAAAUCGUCAACAUCUAAAGUAAUUGAUAAUACAUCCAACGCUGUUUCCACAGAAAAGAAAAGAAAACAACUUGGUAAUUCCUCAUCACUACUUGCCAUGUAUUAUGCUAUUGUUAGUCUUGUGUUUAUUGCAGCUUUUCUUCUCGCAUUGUACAUCGUUUUGUUUUUAUAUUCUAAAUAUUAAGAUUAAACGUACAGAUGGUUACAUGUAUACAAUGAUUAUUUUCAGAUGAAAAUUAAAAUCAUUGUUAUAAACCGUUGCUGGAAAACAAGAUACUUUAUUCUUUCAAUUUUUAAACAUCAGUGUUAAUAAAUAUAUUUACAUUUAUAUAUUCAACAUCAGAGUUGUUGCAAUGAAUUUUAAACUAAGCAAGAGGCUCUGGGGUCACAUUUCUUUGUUAACAACAAUAGUUAUAAUUCCUACUUGUAUCAAGUCAGCUCUCUGGUAUCAAAAUAAAAUUUCUUGACAAUUUAGCACAUUAUAAUAUUACUUCGUGAUCCUCUAAUAGGGAAUUAAAUAACACAUGGAUGAAUGAAUGAAAAGAUCAUAUUUAGAAGGAUCUUAAAA